AGUUUGCGUCAUGUGAUGCGCCCCGUGAUCCUCUGUGCAUCAGUUAACGCUGCAGGCAGAAUCAUGGCGCAAGGGAAACAGAAGUUCAAGGCGCAAAAGCCCGGGGGAGCCAAGAAACAGCAGCCACAGCACAAACAGAAGGGUCCAAAGAAAGGAGGGAGGAUAAUUGCCCCGAAAAAGGCGCAGGUGGUUCAGCAGCAAAAGCUGAAGAAGGGCCUGGAGGUGGCGAUCAGAAAAAAGAUCGAGGAAGAAGUGACCCAGAGGGCCAGCUCCUCCUUGCACAAGAAUCUGAGCAUCCUGAAAAAGAGCAAUGGACAGGGCGCCGGACCCCCGCGCCCUUCGGCCCCCGGCUCCUCCAAAUAAUGUUUCUGGACUGCGGUGCCUCUCUUGCGGCCUUUCUUUUAAUGAGCGAACGCUGGUUCUCCCGCUAGGGGGCAGCAAAGUAUGACGAUGAGGGGCAAAAUAAGCUUUGGAGUGACAGUGAUUUCUCAAUGCGUAAAUUCAGACUUUUCCAUUAGAACGUUUCUUUCUACAGGCAGUAUGAGCUCUAUAGAUGGUGCCACUUACCUGUUGUAUCACAGAGUGUCCCCAGAUUAAAAGUUACUGCGGUUUGUGCACCGUUUGUAAAAUUAUGCAUUUUUUAGCAAAGCUGCUCCUGCCCACCAGGGACUGGGAAGUAAACGGAUUAAAUCACACUGCAUAUUUGUGUCCUGCCUUACAGGAGCGGUACUGUGUAAAUAUGUGACUCCCCUCCCACCCAGUGAUGAUUUCAUCAUAUGAACCUUUUUCUUUCAGCCACCUGUAUGAGGUUGAUGUACUAUUAAUGCAUGGUGUGCUGGCACCAUCCUCAAAUAGAACACUCAGAAAUGUG
Messenger RNA from Brienomyrus brachyistius, 871 nucleotides. RefSeq names its product chromosome 5 C19orf53 homolog (gene c5h19orf53). NCBI's taxonomy places the organism in Eukaryota, Metazoa, Chordata, Actinopteri, Osteoglossiformes, Mormyridae. The coding region runs from base 16 to 363 and encodes 115 amino acids. The record is from RefSeq and is a predicted model, not a curated record. The transcript is spliced from 3 exons.